Messenger RNA from Arabidopsis lyrata subsp. lyrata, 2607 nucleotides. RefSeq names its product VIN3-like protein 2. Gene Ontology annotation, molecular function: protein binding. The record is from RefSeq and is a predicted model, not a curated record. The transcript is spliced from 5 exons. Gene Ontology annotation, biological process: vernalization response; epigenetic regulation of gene expression. Lineage: Eukaryota; Viridiplantae; Streptophyta; Magnoliopsida; Brassicales; Brassicaceae. The coding region runs from base 259 to 2415 and encodes 718 amino acids.
UCUCUCUCUCUCUCUCUCUCUUCCCAUCUCACAGCGUCAAUCUCUCUCUCUCUUCUCCGCUCACAACGACUCUCUCUCUCUUCUCCGGUGUAUCCGUUCUCCGGGAACUUCUCCGAAGAGGGAGAGAGAAAAAAAACCGUUCGAUUCAAUCUCUUGACGAAUUUUUCUUAAGCUUUCCUUAUUGGGAUUUGAAGAUUCUGAGUGGUUGUUAUGAUGAUAAUGUGGGUUUGAUUAGUUCUUGACAGUUUCUCUACGCUCAUGGAUUCUUCUCUCGAUGGAGCUGCAGGUGACUCAUCGAAAUGCAAUGAAAUGAGUGUUGAUGAGAAGAGACAGCUUGUUUAUGAACUGUCGAAGCAAUCACAUCUAGCUUCUGAGGUCUUGCAGGCAUGGAGCCGGCAAGAGAUUCUACAGAUCUUAUGCGCAGAAAUGGGAAAAGAAAGGAAGUAUACUGGCUUGACCAAAGUCAAGAUCAUCGAGACCCUUUUGAAAAUUGUAUCCGAGAAAAACCCUGGAGAGAAUGAAGGAAAGAAGAGAGAUUCUGAUUGUUUGCCUAUUCAGAGAAACACAAAGAGACAAAGGAAGGUCGAUAAUCCUUCUAGGUAUGUGCUUCCAGCAAGCAACAACGUAACAAGCAACAAUGCCUCAGGGAGCUGCAGCUCGGUUAAUACUAAAGGUGAGAGUACUAUCUACUGCAAGAAUUUGGCUUGCCGUGCUGUACUGAGACAGGAAGACUCAUUUUGCAGAAGGUGUUCCUGUUGCAUCUGUCGUAAGUAUGAUGAUAACAAAGAUCCUAGUCUCUGGUUAACAUGUAGCUCAGAUCCUCCAUUUGAGGGUGAGUCUUGCGGAUUCUCGUGUCAUCUUGAAUGUGCUUUCAAGACUGAAAAAUCCGGUCUUGGAAAAGACAAGCAAAGUGAGGGAUGCUGCUUCUAUUGUGUCUCUUGCGGUAAAGCAAACAGUUUGCUUGAAUGUUGGAAGAAGCAAUUGACGAUUGCUAAAGAAACCAGAAGGGUAGAUGUGCUUUGUUACCGUCUUUUCUUAGUACAGAAACUAUUGAAGAGCUCAACAAAAUACCGAAAUCUGUGUAUGGUUGUGGAUGAAGCUGUCAAGAGUCUUGAAGCUGAUGUAGGUCCUCUCACUGGUCUCCCUAUGAAAAUGGGUAGAGGAAUUGUAAACAGACUUCAUUCGGGACCCGAUGUGCAGAAACUUUGCUCUUCUGCUCUUGAAUCUCUUGAAACUCUAGCAACUAAACCUCCGGAUGUUGCUGCAUUACCUUCAUCUCGCAGCUCCAAGAUGCAGCAAGAUUGUUCUUAUGUAUUGAGUAAUGAGAUAUCUGCAGAUACAGCAACCACAGGAUCAACCAAGAUCAGGUUCGAGGAUGUUAACGCGACUUCACUUACAGUGGUUCUCGCCUCUAAUGAAAUUCCCUCACCUCCAAACAUCGUCCACUACAGUAUUUGGCAUCGCAAGGUACCAGAAAAAGAUUACCCGGAGAAAUCGACUUGCACAUUGUUUACUCCAAACACAAGAUUUGUUGUCUCUGGAUUAGCUCCAGCUUCCGAGUAUUGCUUCAAAGUUGUGUCCUAUAGUGGAACCAGAGAAAUGGGCGUCGAUGAAAUCAAUGUUUUGACACGUAGCGCUGAAGAAGGAGCGAAUUGCUCUUCGGGAGUCGAAAGAAGCGAAAGCCCUCUCACAAAUUGCAGCACAUUGUCUUCUAAUCCUUCUUCUGUCGAAGCUGAGUCCAAUAACGAUUACAUUGUGCCAAAGAAGCCAUCAAAGAACGACAACAACAAUUCUCCUUCAGUUGAUGAAAGUGCUGCUAAAAGGGCGAAGAGGACAACCGAAUCAGACAUUGUACAGAUUGAGAAUAACGUUGAACAGAUUGUGUUGUUGGAUGAGGAAGAACAAGAAGCUGUUCUGGAUAAGAACGGAUCCGGAUCCGGAUUCGGAUCUGAAACUCCAGCCCUGGUUACUACGAAUAAUCUUGCUAGUAAUCGAAACAAUUCAGAUGCGAGUUUGCCAAUUACUCCCUUCAGGUCAGAUGAAAUCAAGAACCGUCAAGCCAGAAUUGAAAAAUCGGUUAAAGACAAUUGUAACAACGGUGAUCACUCAGCGAAUGGAGGAACAGAGAGUGGACUAGAGCAUUGUGUGAAGAUCAUAAGACAGCUCGAGUGUUCAGGACAUAUCGACAAGAAUUUCAGACAGAAGUUUCUGACUUGGUAUAGCUUGAGAGCAACGUCACAAGAGAUUAGAGUUGUGAAGAUAUUCAUUGAUACGUUUAUUGAUGAUCCCAUGGCUUUAGCUGAGCAGCUCAUAGAUACUUUCAACGACCGCGUUUCGAUAAAGCGUUCUGCGAUUGGUGGUAGCGGUGCGUCUGCGGUUGUUCCAUCUGGAUUCUGUAUGAAGUUGUGGCAUUAGAGAUGGGGAGAUUUGGGAACUUCUGCUCUGUUUUUUUUUCAAGUCAUUUUCAAAACGUUAUUCUAAUUAUUGGGAAAUUUGCAUUAUUGGAACAUUUCCAUGCAAGAACAGUAGUACUGUUGCUAUCGAAUAGUUUGUUUUGUCGGAUUAUUUAUUUUAUUUUAUGGAUUUGAUUCCAUUUAUAAUUUAGUA